Jaculus jaculus (lesser Egyptian jerboa) is the source of this 5263-nucleotide messenger RNA. RefSeq names its product cullin 4B (gene Cul4b). Gene Ontology annotation, biological process: protein ubiquitination; DNA damage response; ubiquitin-dependent protein catabolic process. The transcript has 21 exons. Bases 110 to 2830 code for a protein of 906 amino acids. Lineage: Eukaryota; Metazoa; Chordata; Mammalia; Rodentia; Dipodidae. Gene Ontology annotation, molecular function: ubiquitin protein ligase binding. The record is from RefSeq and is a predicted model, not a curated record. Gene Ontology annotation, cellular component: Cul4B-RING E3 ubiquitin ligase complex.
CCAGUGCCCGCCCCCUUCUCCUGCGCCACCUCUCUUCCCCCCCGUGUGCCCUCCCCUAACCCCCCCACCUCCAGUUCGGCCGACCCGGGGGCUUCAGGAUCUGGGCGCUAUGAAAAGUGUCUGCCCAGUCACUUCCGGUUUUUCUUCCCCCAAUCCCUCAGCUGCUGCUGCUGCUGCUCAGGAGAUCAGAUCUGCCACUGAUGGUAAUACCAGCACCACUCCGCCCACCUCUGCCAAGAAGAGAAAGUUAAACAGCAGCAGCAGUAGCGGCAGUAACAGUAGUAACGAGAGAGAAGACUUUGAUUCCACCUCUUCCUCCUCUUCCACUCCUCCUUCACAACCUAGGGAUUCGGCGUCCCCUUCCACCUCGACCUUCUGCCUCGGGGUUCCAGUGGCUGCUUCCAGCCACGUACCGAUACAGAAGAAGCUGCGUUUUGAAGACACCCUGGAGUUUGUAGGGUUUGAUGCGAAGAUGGCUGAGGACUCCUCCUCCUCCUCAUCAUCAUCUUCACCAACUGCUGCAACAUCUCAACAGCAGCAGCAGCAGCAACUUAAAAAUAAGAGUAUAUUAAUCUCUUCUGUGGCUUCAGUGCAUCAUGCAAAUGGCCUAGCCAAAUCUUCUACCACCGUCUCUAGCUUUGCUAACAGCAAACCUGGCUCUGCUAAGAAGUUAGUGAUCAAGAACUUUAAAGAUAAGCCUAAAUUACCAGAAAACUACACAGAUGAAACAUGGCAGAAACUGAAAGAAGCAGUGGAAGCUAUUCAGAAUAGUACUUCAAUUAAGUACAAUUUGGAAGAACUCUACCAGGCUGUAGAAAAUCUCUGUUCCUACAAGAUUUCUGCCAACUUGUAUAAGCAGCUGAGACAGAUUUGUGAAGAUCACAUCAAAGCACAGAUUCAUCAAUUCAGAGAGGAUUCCUUGGAUAGUGUUCUUUUUCUAAAGAAGAUUGAUAGAUGCUGGCAAAAUCAUUGUAGGCAAAUGAUAAUGAUCAGGAGCAUUUUUUUGUUUCUGGAUAGAACUUACGUUCUUCAGAAUUCAAUGCUACCCUCCAUUUGGGACAUGGGGUUGGAGUUAUUUAGGGCUCACAUUAUAAGUGACCAGAAAGUCCAAAAUAAAACGAUUGAUGGCAUCCUUCUCUUGAUUGAGAGGGAACGGAAUGGUGAAGCAAUUGAUAGAAGUUUACUCAGAAGCCUUUUAAGCAUGCUGUCUGAUUUGCAAAUUUAUCAAGAUUCUUUUGAGCAACGAUUUUUGGAAGAAACUAACCGGCUUUAUGCAGCUGAAGGUCAAAAAUUAAUGCAAGAACGAGAGGUUCCUGAGUAUCUUCAUCAUGUUAACAAACGCCUAGAAGAAGAAGCAGACAGACUUAUUACUUACUUAGAUCAAACCACCCAGAAGUCACUAAUUGCUACUGUAGAAAAACAACUUCUAGGUGAACACUUAACAGCAAUUCUUCAGAAAGGCUUAAAUAAUCUCCUUGAUGAAAACCGAAUUCAAGAUUUGUCUCUCCUGUAUCAGCUCUUCAGCAGAGUUCGAGGAGGAGUUCAGGUUCUCUUGCAACAGUGGAUUGAAUACAUCAAGGCUUUUGGGAGCACUAUUGUUAUUAAUCCUGAAAAAGAUAAAACGAUGGUCCAAGAAUUGCUGGAUUUUAAAGAUAAGGUUGACCAUAUAAUUGAUAUCUGCUUUCUGAAGAAUGAAAAAUUUAUCAAUGCCAUGAAAGAAGCAUUUGAAACAUUCAUUAAUAAAAGGCCAAAUAAACCAGCUGAACUUAUAGCUAAGUAUGUAGAUUCAAAGCUUCGUGCAGGCAACAAAGAAGCUACAGAUGAAGAGCUUGAGAAAAUGUUAGAUAAAAUUAUGAUCAUAUUUAGAUUUAUCUAUGGCAAAGAUGUUUUUGAGGCCUUCUAUAAGAAGGAUCUGGCCAAACGCCUGUUAGUUGGGAAGAGUGCAUCUGUAGAUGCUGAAAAGUCAAUGCUGUCCAAACUCAAACAUGAGUGUGGAGCUGCUUUCACCAGCAAACUUGAAGGAAUGUUUAAAGACAUGGAGCUUUCUAAAGACAUCAUGAUUCAGUUCAAACAGGUAAAAUAUAUGCAGAAUCAGAAUGUACCUGGGAAUAUUGAAUUAACUGUGAAUAUCCUGACAAUGGGUUACUGGCCAACCUAUGUGCCUAUGGAAGUCCAUUUGCCACCAGAGAUGGUAAAACUUCAGGAAAUUUUCAAGACAUUUUACCUAGGCAAACAUAGUGGCAGGAAGCUCCAGUGGCAGUCGACCCUAGGACACUGUGUGCUCAAAGCAGAAUUUAAAGAGGGUAAAAAAGAACUCCAAGUCUCACUUUUUCAAACACUGGUGCUGCUAAUGUUUAAUGAAGGAGAGGAGUUCAGUUUAGAAGAGAUCAAGCAAGCUACUGGAAUAGAGGAUGGAGAAUUAAGGAGAACACUGCAAUCAUUAGCCUGUGGCAAAGCUAGAGUUCUUGCAAAAAACCCAAAAGGCAAAGAUAUUGAAGAUGGUGACAAAUUUAUUUGUAACGAUGAUUUCAAACACAAACUUUUCAGGAUAAAGAUCAAUCAAAUCCAGAUGAAAGAAACGGUUGAAGAGCAAGCCAGCACUACGGAAAGAGUAUUUCAAGAUAGACAGUAUCAAAUUGAUGCUGCAAUUGUUCGAAUUAUGAAGAUGAGAAAGACACUUAGCCACAAUCUUCUUGUUUCAGAAGUAUACAACCAGCUAAAAUUUCCAGUAAAGCCUGCUGACCUUAAGAAGAGAAUAGAAUCCUUAAUUGACCGGGACUACAUGGAAAGAGAUAAAGAAAAUCCAAACCAGUACAACUAUAUUGCAUAGAAAGUUGGCCUUGGAGCAUUUGUUGUCAUAUGCAGUAGCCAGUGGAUAAACUAACUUGUUGAUCCUAUAUUAUUUGACUUCUUUUAUACUUCCGAUGACCAAAUGAAGCAGUGUAAUGGAAAUAGUUGAGUGGACUUUUCUCAAUGGUUAACAUGCCCAUUUUAAAGAGUAAUACUUUAAGAAGAAUGUUGUUGAACUCUUUGCAUGUUAUUUAGUAUGAUGUGCAGAACAUUUUUUAAGAAAGUACUCGGUCUUCAUGAUUCCUUUUUGGAACUGGGGAAGAGAUCCCUAUGGCUAUUAAACGGGCGGGGGGGAUUCUUAUACACCAUUAAUGAAGCAAAAGGUUUAUUUGCUUAAAAGUCAUUUAAAAAUACUUAAACUGCAUGCAAACUUUAUUUACUGUACAGAGUUCUGGAUGUAUUUAUCAUAGAAAAACCACCCUGGACUUGGUUGUUCACCUGUCUCAUGGUUUCCCUUGGAAAGAAACAUAUGUUGUCAUAGGUAUUGAUAUUUUACUUGAUAACAUUCUGUUACACUGAAAGGGAUAUUUAAAAAAAAAUCUUUGGAAACAAGUUUUCAAGAAGGGCGACAGUUACUUACAUAAUACCUUGUAUAUUCACAUCCUAAAAUUUUCCUCUUGUAAGUAUGGGAUGUGCAUAUAUGGAUUAGCACCAAGUUUGCUGUGCUGAUUAACAGGUACUUAUAAAAAAUAACUAGAAGCAAAAAUUGCUAUCCUAGAUGAACAUAAAGAGGAAGGAAAAAAACCAACUAUUUCUUUAUAUGAAAAAUGAAUACAAAAUGAAAACAUGAGAGACCAAAAUUAUGUUUUGUAAAUUAUUACAUGAGCAAAAAUUUACCAAUUAGUUUUCAACAUGCUUUAGUCUUUAAAUAUUGUUUGGACAGUUUGUCUAACUUGGACCAAUCAUAGAAUGUUACAAGCUUCCUAGGAUUCGCAUUCCAGUUUCCUCUAUAUUUUUUUUUCUUGGAAGCAUCCCAGUUUUUGUCUAUGUGAAAUAAGGAGCUAUCAUCCUUAUUCUAACUUCCAGAAACCCUACAUCUAAAGAUUUUUCUCUCAUUUCUCUUACUCUGUAUUUGAAAAUUUCAAGUUGCUUGAAUUUAAGAGUUCUCAUAGCCACUGGACACCUGCUUUUGAGGAUAAUGUCCCCAAAUUGUUCAUAAGUGUUGUUAUUCAGCUUGCAAAUGUGAGUUAAAGGCUUCUCUUUUAUCAUCAGCAGGGUUUUGCUUUUUCUCCAGGUUUUUGUUUUUUUUUUUUUUUUCCAUGAAGGGAAUUGAUCAUGGAAGAGAAGUAGACACUUUGGUGUGGUGUGUUUUUUUUUUUUUUAAUUAGAAUUUAAUGCUUUUUACAACUGCAUAUGUCCUUACCUCUUUGGAGCCAUUAGGGAGAAUUCCUGGGUUCAAACCUUUAGCUUAGGAGACUUGGGACUCUUGUGUCUACUGUUGAUUAUUUUCUUGAGUUCUCAAAGACCUGUGGUCAGCUGUUAUUUUUUUUUUUAAGUUGCCUGUUUCUCUCUAAUUGCAUCCACUUGCACACUGUUAUCUAACUAUAUGUAGUAUUUAGAAUCCAGCCUAAUUCUUUUUUGAGCAGCCAGUGCGUAUAUUUCUUUGGCUCCUCCCUGGUUUCCCUACAGGAGCUCAUCUGACAAGGAAAUGUGGUUCCUUUGUUUACCAGACCUUCUAUAUCAGUGUUCUAACUCAGCCCUGAUGGCCUCUGGGCUAUCAGCCUAUUACACCACUCACGAGUUGCUCUUCAUUUUUACAUAGAGUUGUUCCUACUAAAAGGCUCUUGAUACCACCUUCAUUGUCUUGAAAAGCGGGUCCAUUUCCCUUAAUUCUUUAGAAACUUGAUGCUUAUUUCAGCUGAAAAAUUUGCAAGACAUAUUAAGGGAAGCUCUUUGUAAGAAAUUGAAAAGUAAUUGCAAACAACAUUUGAUAAUUGUGAGUUUCAUUUGUUUCUGUAACAGUUGAAUUUUGUGUUCUUUUCCCUGUGUAUGUGGUGGUUCUAUUUUUCUCCAAUAAAACUUUUAUUUAAAAAAAAGACUUCUGGGGAAGAUCUUUAAAAUCCAAAUAUUGCGAGAAAGUUAAAAAAAAAAAACAGGAUUUAACUAAAAUCUUUGUAAUGAUUUCCUUAAUUCUUUAUUUCACUUUUGACAAUUCACAUUUGUGUAUUUUUAUAAUUUCUCUUUUUUUGUCAUAGUUUUGAGGAUAACUGUGAGGGGGAGGGAAUAGUUAAAAGGUUAAAUUUCCUAAAAUACUCAAGGUAGGUGAUUAUUCUUAAAUGUUAUCUUAGAAAAGUCAAUUACAAGUAUAAACGUUGUUUCUUUUAAGUCCUCGGGUCAAAUGGUUUCAUGAUGUCAAGAUGGAACUAGUCUGUAUUUAAACUGAGAGGACAAAUAAAAAAUAUAUGCUUUUUUA